AUGGCUGUACCCGAUGUUCAUCCGUGGCCUCAAACGGGACGUCCAAAUGUCCGACUUAUACAAGUGUCCCGACAGUGAUGUCUGCGAAAAACUUGUUCACAAACUCGAAAACAAUUGGAAUCGAGAGCUCACGAAAAAGAGCCCCAGUUUUAUGCGGGCGACGAUCAAGACAUUUAUCGGACCAUUAGUGCCAUCAUUUAUACUCAUUUUCAUCGGGGAGUGUGUCAUCGAUAACGGAAAGACCAUUUUGUUGGGAUAUGUGUUGCGGUUCUUCGCCAACCCGGAGACCGAGAGCUUGUGGAGGGCGAGUGUGUUCGCGGGCGCACUGGUGGCCAGUUCUCUCAUAUUCAUAUCCUUCUUACAUCCGGCCUUUUUCCUCGCCUACAGAGUGGCCGUUAAAAUAAGGGUCUGUUGGUGUGCUCUCAUGUACAAGAAGACAACAAUCGGACAGAUAUUGAACUUAAUGUCCAACGAUGUGAGCCGUUUGGAUGAUUACAGCCAAUUCUGUUCGUAUCUGAUUGUGGGCCCCAUAAACACCAUAAUCGGUGUUUACAUCUGUUGGCAAUAUAUCGGUUGGGUUUCACUCAUAGGACUCGCAAUACUCAUGUGUUUCAUACCAUUCAAUAGCCUUAUGGGUCGACUGUUUCUCAAAAUCAGGACAAGAGUGUCGGCACUUUCGGACAAUAGGAUACGUUUGAUGAAUGAAAUCAUAAAAGGCAUGCGAGUCAUCAAAAUGUACGCCUGGGAGAGACAUUUCAACGCACUUAUAUCGGAGGCCCGACGGUAAG
This is a messenger RNA of Medioppia subpectinata, 788 nucleotides long. NCBI's taxonomy places the organism in Eukaryota, Metazoa, Arthropoda, Arachnida, Sarcoptiformes, Oppiidae. The record is from the annotation of a GenBank genome assembly.